AUGACCAUGAUCGCUCAUUUAAUUAUUCUUAUAUCGUUCUGCAAUCUUGUUAACGGAGAUGAAGUUGAUUUAGGCGUUUGUGUUAAGCUUCUUCCCACUGGUCAAAAUCCUCCCAAUAAUAUUAAGCGAAGACCUUCCGUGCCUGUUGAGAAUUGCCAAGAUCGUGACAUGGCUUGUCCCGAGAUAUUCAAGUUCGAGCAAAACGUUGGAAUGAGGCUCGCAAAUAAUCUCAAGCCGUUAGUUUCUGAACUUUUUGAUUUAUGGAUAUACAAUGAUGAAUUCAUAUUUUCUUUAUUAGUAGAACCAUCGGUGGAUAGUUUGCUGAAUUUUCAUUAUUGUUGGAGGUUUAAAAAAUUGAUUGGAAAAUUGGCUUAUUAA
Dracunculus medinensis (Guinea worm) is the source of this 378-nucleotide messenger RNA. The record is from the annotation of a GenBank genome assembly. NCBI's taxonomy places the organism in Eukaryota, Metazoa, Nematoda, Chromadorea, Rhabditida, Dracunculidae.